AUGGCAGAGUAUGAUGACCAGCAUAGCAGAAUUUCUGAAUCUGUGUUUUUGGGCGUGCUCUGGGCUCUCACUGGCGUAUCGCUUAUAUUCGUUGCGUUCCGCAUCUACGCUCAAGUUGCCUCAUUCCGUCGACUAUUCCUAGAUGACUUCCUCGUUGUCUUUGCAUGGAUCAUCAUGCUCACAGCGGCUGUCAUUUGGCAAGUCGAAGGGAAGAUUCUUUACGAGUUAUACGCUAUCAGUGCCGGCACGAAGCCAUUCACUCUCGAAUUCCUCCCGAGAUACAACGAAUUCAUGCGAUUUAAUGCUCCGUUCGAGAUAUUGUUUUAUUCAGCGCUGUGGUGUGUCAAAUUCUCAUUUAUGGCACUCUUCUACCGUAUCAGCGCCAAGGUCAAGCCUCUCCGCAUUUGGUGGUUUGUCGUUCUUUUCUGCACGGCCAGUGUCUACAUUGCAUCGGUGGGCGAUAUCGAAUACAAAUGUAGUCUUGGCGGGAUAGAAUAUAUUAUCACUCAAUGCCCCCAACCACAUCACGUUCAUUAUGAAAACCGCAUGUUCUGGGCCAACUGUGCUGGCGAUGUUAUCACGGACUUGAUGAUCCUGUCUAUUCCGUUCCUUGUGCUAUGGAGAACAAAAAUCUCUCUCCGCAAAAAGCUCAUCCUACUUAGUAUUUUCUCCGCUACUAUCUUCAUCAUGAUAGUCGCUAUCAUCCGGGUAGCCGUUGGGAUGACCUAUGACCGCCAGAUCAAUAUUGACUGGCUGUGCUUUUGGAGCUUUGUUGAGGUGGAUGUCGCGAUCAUUGUCUCCUGUGUUGCUUCUCUCCGACAACUCUUCGUCGCCUCCCAGAACCAGAGCUCAUCUGCAAGGGCCGCGUACCAUAAUACAACCGAUCCCAUUUUGAAACAGUCAAAAGAAAAGUCUAGCCAAGUUGUGCCUGGGUCUGCCGGGGAUAUCGAGUCGUCCAUAAACGACGAGGUGCCCAUGUCGCCGUUGAGCAUUGUGCACGUUCGUAAAGAUUUUGAAGUGACUCGCAUUGACGCAGGCCAGUCUGCCCAUGGCGAUAAGGAGGGCAAAAGCCAGAGUGGCUUUGACUAG
Messenger RNA from Penicillium griseofulvum, 1089 nucleotides. RefSeq lists its product as uncharacterized. The record is from RefSeq and is a predicted model, not a curated record. NCBI's taxonomy places the organism in Eukaryota, Fungi, Ascomycota, Eurotiomycetes, Eurotiales, Aspergillaceae. The transcript has 5 exons. Bases 1 to 1089 code for a protein of 362 amino acids.